AUGAAGGGAUUCAUUACUGCCGCGGCAUCAUUGCUCCUUAGCACUGUCAAUGCGCUCCCUUCUAAGCCUGCCUCCGGGCCAUUCUUGACGCAGGUCGACAACUCAACAUGGGUCCUUGGAAACGAGAUCUGGAAUGUCACUCAGCAGCAGAUCUACGGAGUCAAGCUGAUGUACAAGGAGAAAGACUGCGUUGGAGAGGCUGUUGGCCACUAUGUCAGCUAUAAUGGCGCAGCUUCUAACUUGCAGUGGACCUCGGCUUCCAUUACCAAACGAGGUACCUAUCAAGGCAAGCAAUACAUUGAUGUCUCGUUCACUGCUGCGGAGGGAGACAUGCACUGGGUUAUUUUCUCUGGCCUGUCCGGUGCCUACCAGUACUUCGUGAACCACGCGCUGCCCACCCUCGGUGAAUUCCGCACUCUCUGGCGGUUGGACAAUACCACAUUCACAAAGGGCCGAACAAACAUCAAGGAUGAGGAGCUGCCCCCGCUGAGCGAGUAUCUGCCGCAGAACAAAGUCCAGGACGAGACGUGGUUGAAGCCUGAUGGAAGUGGGUAUAUCACCAAGUAUGAUUUUACUGCCUGGUCUCGGAACCAGGAUUACUUUGGUGUGUAUGGAGAUGGCUUUGGUAGUUGGUACAUCAAUGCUGGAAAGGACUAUUACAACGGUGAUCAUCUUAAGCAGGAGCUGAUGAAUGAUGGUGACAAGAAGGAUGCAGCCAAGCGAGCUGCCGAAGAAUUCCGCUCCUGGCCAUACACCUGGCUCGACGACGAAGACUACCACAGUCGCGGCGUCGUCCAAGGCAAGAUCAUGCUCUCCGACGGCCGACCCGCCAGCAAUGCCGCCGUCUUCCUCGGCGACAACAACCCGAACAAAACCGCUCUGGACAUGGGCUCAACAUACUACUACACCGCAUACGCCGACAAGCACGGAAACUUCGAGUUCUCCGACGUCCGCGCUGCUACAUACGGCCUGCAAGCCUGGUCCAACGGAAGUUCCAUCGCAGAUGUGACCACCUCCUUGCUCCACAACGACGUGACCGUGAAGAAGUCCGCAAAGACCAAUCUCGGCAGUCUGACCUGGGAAGUUUCCACGAAAAAGAAACUCUUCCAGAUCGGCGACUUUGAUCGCUAUAGUUACGGCUUCCUGCACGGUGGAGCUCCAAACCAGCACGCGCUUGUUGCUUCGUGCCCGGCCAACCUGAUCUAUACCAUCGGCGAGUCCAAGCCGAUUGAUUGGUGCUUCGGACAGACCUACCAGGGUAACUGGACGGUGCGAUUCAAGGCCCCGGCUGCCUCUAAGACCGCGGCUCCGAAUCUGAUCGUUUCCCUGGCUGGAUACUCCUCCGGAGCUAGCAGCAAUAUCCUCGCCAAUGGAGUCCAGGUUGGCAACAUGACUAGUGGUUCGGCGUUGUUGCCCAGUGAUCCGUGUCUGUACCGCUCUGCUACCGGUGCGGGAGAGUGGCAUUUGCUGGAGUAUCCCUUUGAUAAGGGUUUGUUGAAGGAGGGUUGGAAUGAGAUUACUUUCGACAUGGUGAGGAAUACUACUUGGCAUGGAUUCAUGUGGGAUAGUGUUGUCCUGGAGUGGUGA
Penicillium daleae is the source of this 1587-nucleotide messenger RNA. Its product is annotated as putative rhamnogalacturonase. Gene Ontology annotation, biological process: carbohydrate metabolic process. Lineage: Eukaryota; Fungi; Ascomycota; Eurotiomycetes; Eurotiales; Aspergillaceae. Gene Ontology annotation, molecular function: carbohydrate binding; catalytic activity. The transcript has 3 exons. The coding region runs from base 1 to 1587 and encodes 528 amino acids. The record is from RefSeq and is a predicted model, not a curated record.